Molecule: messenger RNA, 3297 nt
Organism: Wyeomyia smithii (pitcher-plant mosquito)
Lineage: Eukaryota; Metazoa; Arthropoda; Insecta; Diptera; Culicidae
Gene: Aplip1
Product: JNK-interacting protein 1
Exons: 5
Coding region: 277-1746 (489 amino acids)
Biological process (GO): regulation of JNK cascade
Cellular component (GO): cytoplasm
Molecular function (GO): protein binding
Source: RefSeq, a predicted model, not a curated record
UAAAUCGUUUCGCCCAGCAGUUUUCCCGUGCGUGUAUGCGAGAGAGGGAGCGAGUGCAAUUUUUUCGCCAAGGAAGACUCCCUGUCCGCCGUCAAUCUGGCUGGAUUGUAGGAGUGAAAGAUUGAAGGAAGUAGAAGAAAAAAUCACCAGGUUUUUCAUCCACCUCCCAAAUGCCGUUUUAGUUACGUGUCAUAGUUUGUGAUAAAAUCGCAGCAAAAGUUUGGUUGUUUCGAUUGUUUCACGCUACCAGCAAGCGGGCGACAAGUAGUCGCCAGGAUGGCGGACGCAGAUUUCGAGGAAUUUCGCCAAAAUCUGGAUAAAAUUCCGACUUACAGCAGAGCUCCAGCCCCGUUUUAUUCUUUGGUGCCGGAUGUGGAUCUAGAUGAGGACACACCAUCGAGCAAAAGUGGCGAUGGAUCGGACCACGAGGACCCGCCAAGUGAAGCGGAUUCGGUGUUGGAGAAGCCGACCCCGAGUAAAACCCAGCAGAUCAUACAAACCAUUUCGACCAUCAGCAGCAGCAGUGCCGAGGAUGACGACAUGGGUGACGGGCUGAAAACUGGUAGCAUUUUGGGUUCGUUGUCCAUCGCUAAAGUGGAUUUACACCACACGGAAGCAGGUGCGGAAACCGCAACGGCCCAAAAUAAUCCGAUGCAGCUUGCACUGUGCAACAUCACAACGUCGCAGCUGGCAAGGACCAGUUCGCUGCCCUGGAUUCCAGGUCAAGUCGAGCGGAGGCGGCGCAAGCUUCCGGAAAUACCCAAGGAUAAAAAAUCUUCCGUACUGCAGCUGCUUUCCUCGGGACAAACAUCGCUGGCCGAUGAGUUGAACGCCACCAAAAAGAACAACCCACACCAGACAUUCCUGAAGCAAAACUCUUUGCUUGCGCUCAAAUGUAGCUAUCUGCUGGAUGAGGACUCCAGUCCGGACUCGGAUCGGUUGCAGAGUUUGGGCGAUGUGGACAGUGGUCAUAGUACCGCCCACUCGCCGAACGAUUUCAAGAGUAUGUCUCCGCCAGCCCCCCAAGCAUCCUCACCCGUCACAUCGCCCUUCCCGCCGCCGUACGGUGGAGUUCCUUUCAGCCAGCUUGAAAUGCUGGAAGCAACCCACCGUGGACUUCACAAGUUUAUCCCUCGCCAUCACGAUGAGAUUGAGCUGGAGAUUGGCGAUCCACUGUAUGUUCAGAAGGAAGCCGAGGACUUGUGGUGCGAGGGGGUAAAUCUACGCACCGGUCGGCAGGGAAUAUUUCCUUCGGCUUACGCGGUCGAUCUGGACUACAACGAUUUUGAUCCGACGACGGUGGAGAUGAAACGGGAACGGUAUCUGCUCGGGUAUCUUGGCUCGGUGGAAACGUUGGCUCACAAGGGUACGGGUGUGGUUUGCCAGGCCGUUAAGAAGAUCAUCGGUGAUGGCAGCCAAUCGCCGAAGGCUCAGGCUUGCAUACUGGAGAUCUCCGAUCAGGGCCUCCGGAUGGUGGAAAGAGCGAGGAACAAAAAAGACAAACGACCGUGCAUCGAUUAUUUCUACUCGCUGAAGAACGUGUCCUUCUGUGCGUUCCACCCGCGGGACCACCGCUACAUUGGGUUCAUCACGAAGCACCCGACGGUGCAGCGUUUCGCCUGUCACGUAUUCCAGGGUACAGAAUCCACCAGACCAGUAGCCGAGGCGGUUGGGAGGGCAUUCCAACGGUUCUACCAAAAGUUCAUAGAAACGGCAUAUCCGAUAGAGGACAUUUACAUAGAGUAAGCAACAUGUUGACUCAUUUUUGGACACUAUUGCUAACAUAAUUCAACCAAAGAGUAUUUAUUGUGAGACAAAAAUAACAGUUGUUGAUUUUUGAUUAUAAAACAGAAUGCGACGCGAUAAGCGGGAUCUUCUAUACCUAUGCGUUUUGGGUCUGUUAACUUUGUUAAUCUUCCAACCGAUUUUCAGACUUUUAUAAUUUGACGUGACAUAGCAGCUUGCUACAGCUUGUGUUACGUGUGCUCUAGAAUUCUACAGUGCAAAAAGCCUUAACUUUUUUCUCCGAUUAAAAUAAUUCUCACAUCACUAUGAAGGAUUAAAAGGGUUGAUUGACCUAAACAACAAUAUAACAAAACACACAUAACUGCUACAGCAGUAGUAGAUAUGUUAAAAUAGCUGACUUAUGCCAUGGCGAGUUAUUUCUGUACAUAUUAGAUUAAAUUUGUAUAUCAGAGGCAGAGGAGAAUCGAUGUAUAUUUUUAUGACGACGGUUCAGGACGGUUCUGCUGGAAGAAGAAUUAAUCGUCCGACUGAGGAAUGAUGUUUUGCAAUACAUAUUUGACCGGUUGCCUACGCAGAUUCCUUGGCCACUGGCCGAAAAUAGACCAAUAUAUUUUAUAGCAGUGCUUGUGAAUAAAUGCUUCCCAAUUUACAGCAAUUGCCUAGGUUUGCCUUUCUUUGCAGCAGUCGCUUCAGCGUAGGAGUUAUCUUAGUUAGAACAGCUUUAUUUACUUACUAUUAGAAGUACGAACAUCUUUCUCGAUUUCUUUGUUAUCAAAUACUGCUUUUAUGUGUAACCAAAGCGUGAUUGUUACUGAGGGUGAGAAUUUUUCGCACGGCGAACUGAAGGAGAAUGGAAGAGAACCGAAAGGGAGCGAGAGAUUGAGGGCAUAUUAUAAUUCAAUCAUACUCAUGAAAUAGUAAAACAAGGUGUUAUUUAUAAUCGUAUAAAUUAAACAGUUAUACUUAAAACCAAAAAAAAAGUUGAAGAAAACAACAAAAACAGUAUAUUGCAUUUUUGAUGAAACUCAAGAAACUCAAAGGAAACGACAGACAAAAGAUACUCAUUCAAUCAGUGUUAGAAAAUUCGAUCGAUUGAGCUGACAACAAGAAAAAAAAAUCGAUCGCACUUGUUUGCAGCAUUAGACGUAAAAUUGUAAACAGAAAACAACAAACAAAAACAACAAUAAAACUUUAUAUCACACAAAGCAAAACGAUUAUCUCUGGAUUCAAGCAAGUAAUUUUCCAAACACAAACUCUUAACUCUUUUCGAAUUGUAUUAAAAAGAAAAAGAAAAUAUAAACAAAACGAAAGAACAACAACAGCAGCGAUAGAGACCACACCACAUGUAUAGUAAACAAAAACUACAAUAAUGAAUGAAACCUUUUUGCCGCAGUGCUGCAAUCUACUUUCACUCUCCUGCAACCAUACACACUAGUCAGUGCAAUGAACAAACGCCUAUGUAUUAUCAUUCAUUCCAAUCCAAUGGCGGCAGCAAUGGAACAAACUACUUAUGACCGAAAAAUAAAACUCCCAUUUGGGAAUGGAAUGGUG